AUGGCGGUUGUAAAGCCUUUUGUUCAUGCAUUCUUUUUGCUUUUAAUUUGCACAACUGGUAAUGUAUGUGACAGAAAGCUUGUUGGUGAGGAAAAGGCAUCCGUUGAAGUUCAUAACAUGUUAGAUAAUGAUGUUACGGUUUUCGCCAAUAUUGAGGAUGCUGAUAAUAUUGGAGUGAUGCGUACAAGAGUGUUCAUGGGUGAUACUGGAGAAAAGCCCGAUUUCGGUGCGGGUGCGGGUGCGGGUGCGGGUGCGGGUGCUGGUGCUGGUGCUGGUGCGGGUUCCGGUGCCGGUGCCGGUGCCGGUGCCGGUGCGGGAGCCGGUGCGGGUGCGGGUGCGGGUACGGGUGCGGGUGCGGGUGCUGGUGCGGGUGCGGGUGCGGGUGCAGGUGCUGGUGCGGGUGCGGGUGCGGGUGCGGGUGCAGAUGCUGAUAGUGGUGUUGGUGUUGAUGUGGAUGCUAAUGCGGGAGCCGGUGAUGUAGGUGCUAGUGGGGGAGCAGGUAUUAGUGUUGGUUUCAGUUUCAAUAGUUUCGGUGGUGAUAUUGAUGCUAGUAUUGGUUUCAAUUUCGGUCCUAGUCCUAGUCCUGGUCCUAGUUUCAAUUUCGUUCCCGGUCCUAGUUUCAAUUUCAGUCCGAAUGUUGGUGUUGGUGUUGAUGUUUAA
Messenger RNA from Lactuca virosa, 660 nucleotides. The record is from the annotation of a GenBank genome assembly. NCBI's taxonomy places the organism in Eukaryota, Viridiplantae, Streptophyta, Magnoliopsida, Asterales, Asteraceae.